This is a messenger RNA of Podarcis lilfordi (Lilford's wall lizard), 6905 nucleotides long. NCBI's taxonomy places the organism in Eukaryota, Metazoa, Chordata, Lepidosauria, Squamata, Lacertidae. The record is from the annotation of a GenBank genome assembly.
AUGAGGAAAAAGAAAACAGCACAAAGCAUUUUGGGUUUUCAUUUUCUCCUUUGGUCAGUAGUAGGGUGGGCAGAAGGGGGUGUUCUGAAAUGGCACGGAUGCCAAUCUUUUGACUAUAGAAAAAAAACAUUCCCUUCAAGUAGAGAGAGCAAGCAUGCCAAGGCUCUCACCCAACCUCUCUGUGCUAAUUUUCUAAAAAAAUAAAAAAUAAAUCCCAUGUGCUUUUUAGCAAUUUACCUCAGGCUUCCUCCCAGGAGCUCUCCACCCUCCCCUUCUAGGCUUACAACGAUCCUGUCUUUCAACACACAUCUCUUUAAUCUUCCUCACAACAAUAGUGUGAGGUGGUGACUGGCCCAAGUUCAUUCGGCAAGUUUCAUGCCUGAGCACGGAUUUGAACUCGGGUCCCGGUCUCUCACUAUAACCACUACACUAGGCUACACCACCCAACAGCAGGCGGACCCAGAGCCAGUGAAAGGCAGGGCCCAGGACCAAUGGCAGGUGGAGCCAACUGGUUCUCGGGUUGUCCCCAUCCCCAUCUUUGCUGAUGCCAUGUCCCUAAUAGAGGAGUCAUCCUCAGAGAAUGAUGUGCUGGUCCCUGAAGGGAAGCAUGGAGGAAGAGGCAGGGUCAGGCCUUGCAGCAUCCCAGCUGUCACCUCCCACUGUGGGGUGCCCAGAUUCACAGGCAGAAGCUGAGACAAAGCAGACCUUUCUCUCCCCAUAGUACGUCUUUCCUUGCUGUGCUCUGUGGUUAGAAGGGAUCUGGAAAUAGUGGUGACUCUGCGUUUGCUGUUUUACAGGUUUAUUCCGGGAGAGCCAAAAUGUCGGGAGAGGGAGAAUGAGAGAGUCAUUCCUGUCAGGGUACAACCCAGAGAGUCUCGCCCAGACAAAUCACUCCCCCCAUGGGGUUCCGCUCCAAGUCUAGGCUAAAUCCCUGGGCUGAGCCAGACUAGAUCACUCUCAGGAGAUUACCAAUGGAGCAUUCAGACUUCGAAAUCAGGUGGAAAUUCCACAAUCACUGAAGUCAUUCUGUUGUGGCACUUUCAGGUUUGAACCUUCCAUAGCAUUGUUGGAGAAACUUCUUUUAGUGUGUUUUUUGACUUCCCACAUUUGAUUGGGAACAGCCUCUCAAUGAAACCAUGAGCAGAAUGCAAGGCUGUUUGCAUAUAAUUUCUUGAUACGUAUGAAGAGGAAGAUCUAACUUCCUGAUAGUAUGGAUUGGUUUCAUAUAUUGGGUUCUAUUAAGACUGGGAAACAGAUGGCAGCCAAGAACCAAGGUGCUGCUUUAUUAAUAGGAACAAAAAUAAAAUCUUCAAAGAUGUCAACACAACGUGUCCAUCUUUUUACCUGCCUGUGCCAUUGGAUUAAGGCAUGUGUAAAAGAAGGAACUGAACACAUGAGUUCUAUGAGCACCUUCUUUUUCAGUUUUUCAAGCACCAGAUAUUUCAAAUAAAAACCAAUGAUUGUGCCAUUUAAAUAUUCUUCAUUUAAGCGCUGAAGAUCUUCACUGGCCACACAGCUGCAGUAAUCUGAAGAUUUGGUGGGAGAUCAAAGUUCCCUCCAUUUUCCAAAGGCGACCAGGAUACAUCAGGGUUGGACAAUGCUGUUUCCCUUCCAUCUUUGGGGCUCCAGGAUUCCACACACCCCACGCUAGGCCCCAGCGCAGCAGGUGGCUGCCGUGGGCCAUUAAAGGGAGGGCCCGUUUGUUUGGGUCCCUCCCAGGAAAAUGCCAAUUAAAGUGUUUUAUAAUAGAUGGAUGGUGUUUGCCCAGCAGGCAGGUUCCCAAGAUAAGGUGGCGCCAUAUCGUACUUCAGGGACAGUAUAAAACCCGAAGCUCCCCUUUGGCCAAUUCUGCAGAUCUCAGGCACAGAGCACCCAGCCCACCCAAGGACUGCGCAGGCUGCAAGGUAAGUCGGGGUCUGAGCGCAACCCUUUCCGCAAAUAAUUAUUUAUUGCAUUUGUAUCCCACUUUUCCUUGCAGCAGCUGAAGGUGGCAUAAAACAUGCCUCUCCCCCUCCUCAUUUUAGCCUCACAACAGAUCUUUUUGUGUGUGGGUUUUUUAAGGAGAGGGGCUGCUUCUAGUGGACCCUGUUUUCCAGGAGGCUCUGAAGAGGCCUUCUCUGAGAACAAGGUCUUUCUAUAGGGACUUGGGGGUUUCUCUUCAAGGCUGCCUGGGGUUGACUGUUGGCUUUAAGGGGUUUGGACCUGUUGGCUUUUUUUCAAGAUCUGCUGGAUAGCUCAGUUGGUUAGAACAUGGUGGUGAAAAUACCAAGGUUGCAGGUUCAAUCCCUGUAAGGGACAGCUUCAUAUUUUUGCAUUGCAGAGGGUUGGACUAGAUGAUGAUGAUGAUUAUGAUGAUGAUGAUUAUUUAUUUGUACCCUGGCCGGAGCUGGGCUUAGGGCGGCUAACAUCAUAAAACUAACACAGUAUACAAAGAACAUCAGAACAUAAAAAGAUGAUUCCAACUCUUAUGAUUCUGUGAUUAAGCUGGCUGGCUAGCUGUUUGGUAUGUGGCCCUCCAGAUGUUGCUUGACUCCAAACUCUUAAGAACUCCAUCUAGCACAGUGGUGGCUCUCCAGCUGUUUUGGGACUACAAUUCCCAUCAUCCCUGACCACUGGUCCUGUUAGCUAGGGAUGAUGGGAGUUGUAGUCCCAAAACAGCUGGCGAGCCAAGUUUGGCCAUCACUGAAGCAUGACCAGUGGUGAGAGAGAAUGGGAGCUGGAGUCUCCCAACAUCUGACUCUCCACUAGUUCACAGAACUAAGGUUGCCAGCAUGGGAUUUGAGCCGGGACAACUUUCCAGAGGCCACGCUCCAGAAAAAUGGUUUAAAAGCUGCAAAUUAAGAGGUAUUAAUAAAGAAAGCAGAGAGCAGACCACUGGCUUAACCACGUCAACAUAUGCACAGCCUGGACUGAGCAAUGUUAACAUGGUUCUUAAUCAGAAGCCGUUACCACUCAUUGCAAGCUGGUUGCGGUUAUUCAAGGGUGAAUGCAAGUCACUCUGCACAUGCUCAAAAGCACUCCCUCUUUGCGUUUUUACAGGGCUGAGAACAGGGCUAUGCUUGGUGAAUUUGGUUCAAAUUAUGCUUUGGUUUGAUUUCCAAUGGAAGCUCAACUUUGCACAAAUCAUGGCAAAGUCCACGUAGCACAGGGCCUUCGUGGAGUUGGCUGUCCUGAUCCUAUUACAGGAACUCCUUUUAAAAAAGAAAUAGAUGUAAAGCUGGCUUGGGUAUCAGGUUUGAUAGUGUAAUGAAGCAGUGCUCUGACAGGUGUGUCUCAGACCUCUUUGGAACACCUGCUAUUUCAUAACUGAGGGAAGGGUCACAACUCAGAGCAUCUGCUUUGCACAGAGAAGGUCGCGGGUUCGAUUCCUGGCAUCUCCAAGUAGGGGUAGGAAUGGCUUCUGCCUGAAACUCUGGAAAGCUGCUGCCAAUUCAGACAGCAUAGACAGUAAUGAGCUAGAUCAAAGAUUCCCCAAACUUAGAUCUCUAGCUGGUUUUAGACUACAACUCCCAUCAUCCCUAGCUAGCAGGACAGGGAUGAUGAGAACUGUAGUCCAAAAGCAGCUGGAGACCCAAGUCCUUCUUUGAGAAACCUGAGCUAGAUGGACCAAUGGACUAAGGCAGCUUCCUGUAUCCAAAGUGAGUGGGUAGGCUUUGGUUGGAGAGGCCUGUUGAAGUGAGGGACAUGAGGCAGGAGUUGAUAAUGCAGGUGAGCUGCACACAGGUGAGCUGAAAGCGAGCUGCCGGCCAGCCCUGUGGAGCCUCCUUUUAUUGAGACAAAUAUGCAAACCAAGCAGAUACAUUUUGGGUUGUGACCUUUACACAUCUUCCGGUCCCGAGAUACUGGGGUGGUACAAAGUUAUUUUGGCACCUGUUUCCACCGCGUCAUUUUCCCCUUGCACAGUGUAUGACGAAGGAGAUAAAAGGUCUCAGAGACAAAGGUCCACAGACAGGACACCGCAGACUACUGAGACCGCAAAAGGUUAGACAGAGGCAACAAUGUUCAGACAGCCGUGGCUUUGUCUGUGAGGGGUGUGUGUGCUCCGCACCCCAAGGGCACGCCUGCAGGCAGGCUGAGGCCGCCUGCGGGUGGGGAGUGUGCUCCCUCUGGACCCCACUCCCCACUCCGCAAUCAUCCCUACACCUGUCUUCAAAUCCCUUCUCAGCAUUCAAAUUCAGCGGGUGACCUGGGCCAAUUCACCUACUCCCACCCUCUCCUACCUCACAGGGCUGUUGUGAAGGAUAAAAUUAGAGGAACGGGACCAGGAUGUGUAUGACACUUUGAAACGGAUAUGGGAGGGCAGGGAGGAUAGAACAAACAUGUAAAAGUACUGAAAUCAACGCAUUGAUUUUUUUUAAAACCGCAACACUCUCUUUUCUAGGAUGUUUUGGUUCACUCUCCUUGCUUUGCUCUGUUGCGGCAUCACCAUCAACACAGGUAAAUCCCAAGGGGGGCCGGGCGGGGCGGGGAGGGAGGUGUCACUGCCCCCCAGGCCGUGGGGCUGUCCAAGUGCAGGGCUAGGCUGCUGUGCUGAAGCUCAUCUGCUCUGUGUUGCUUUGGGUCUUAUUCCAGCUCAGCCACGUUCUUCUUCCUAUUCUGGCGAGUACGGCGGAGGUGGCGGGAAACGCUUCUCCCACUCUGGGAACCAGCUGGAUGGGCCCAUAACUGCCAUAAGGAUCCGGACGAACCGGUGGUACAUCGUGGGGUGAGUGUUUGGAGGCUGGUGGGGAUCUGGGAACAGGCCGUGGCUUGGCCGCUUGUAGGGUUUGGAGAAAAAGCGAUAGGUGGACGGAUUGACCUGAAAAUAAGGUGAACCCUUUCUUUGCGGGGAAAUUUAGGGCAGUCUUUGGAAAGUCCUUUCUCUUCCACACAUCCUGUGUAUCGAGCAUUUGCCCUUAAUAAAAACUGCAGGGAGGUUAGAUGAGCAUUCAUUCUGAUUGGUUUGCAGGGAGAUUCAAGCAAUUUUUAUCGUAUACUUUCCAGUACAUUUCCCCAUCACUUUACCUUACUGCAAAUAGUCCAGGAUUUUUGGGGGGAGGUGGGAGAGGGUUUGUUGCGCAAGAGCUCCUGGGCGUUGGGGGGGUUGGACUAGAUGACCCUCGGGGUCCCUUCCAACUCUACAAUGCUAUGGUUCUGUGGCAUCUUUUGAGAGGAAGGGCAGGAUAGAAGCCUAAUAAGAAAUUGAAAAAUAAAACAAAAUCGACUUUCGUUUUCCAGCAUGCCGCUGAAUGUCGCCUGCAAAACAGCAGCAGUCUGGAAGUGCCCUCUGUUCCUUUUGUAGGAGAAAGCACUGAAGAUAUGUUUGUGUGUAGGGGAAACAGUCUUGCUGUGUUUCUAGCUAUUUUAAUGUGUGCAUACCUUAACCCUCAAUUUUGAAAGUGACUUUAAGCCUCAUGUCUGAAUAUGCUUGUUGCCAAUUUGAUGCCAGCAGCAAAACCAUUUCAGAGCAGUCAAAGGCUCCACAGCAAAAAGAAAACGGAGAACCCGCUUUCCUUAUACUGAACACUUGAGGUCCAAGAGUCCAGUGCAGAGCUCUGAACCAGAUUAUAAUACUGGGUUCGCUCGUUUGAAAUUGGCUACUCAAACUUUCUAUCCCUCGUUUGUUUUCUACAGCGUCAUCAAAUGCAGGACCCUGCCCCAAAGAGCUUUCAACCUAAGUUCUUCUGUUUCUGUCACAUGUUUGAUGCCUCGUUGCAUAAAACUAGCGGGAGAACAUGUUCUGUUUUGGAGAGCUUGAUAGUUGGAGAGGAGGAGUUGUAUCAUUUAUUACAACUUAUCUUUCUUCUUCUUCUUUCUUCUUCUUUGGCGAUCACUUGUAGCCGAGUAAGAUUGUCUUCCAUAAACACAGUUUUAACAAUGAGUCCGUAAGUGACUGUGGAGGCCAAUUCUGGACCCACACCUCCUUCCAGAGUGGGGACAUAUGUUUCUGGACAGGAGUUGAUCACAGUGUGGAUUUGCCAAGUGUGCCUUCCUCUUAGCACGUUUCUCCCUUGCGUCCUGAGUUCGAGUGUCUUCAAAGCCCAUGACACCUUUGGUAAAGGCUGUUCUCCAACUGGAGCGCUCACAGGCCAGUGUUUCCCAGUUGUCAGUGUUUAUACUACAUUUUUUUAGAUUUGCCUUGAGACAGUCUUUAAACCUUUUUUGUUGACCACCAGCAUUAUGCUUUCCAUUUUUAAGUUCGGAAUAGAGUAGUUGCUUUGGAAGACGAUCAUCAGGCAUUCGCACAACAUGACCAAGUGUUUCCUGGGUCAAGGGCCACAUUUCUCAGCAACAACUUAGGAAUAUUGGGGGAGGAAUGGGGGGUGUCCUUGCAAUCGGCAGCGCAAUUAUGUGAAUUGCGCAAGGCAAAUGAGUAACAAAUGUGAAUUGGUUGCGCCAAACGAAAUGAUAACAUGGAAAGGCUGUAGAGAACUUCCAGAUCCUUUGGGAUGGAAAGGGGUGUACAGGAAUCAAGAGCAGAUUUAGGGACCACUGAGACCUUCUGUUUUAAGGGGCUUAAGCGUGGCUAACUCUGCACUGGGCUGUUGGCCUAUCAGGGAAGAAAGAAGAUGGCCUAAGAAGUUGGUCUUUUACCUUAUUCCAGUCUCCAGGUCCGUUACGGCAAGGAGUGGAGCAACUACGUGGGGGGUUCUUCUGGUGAUCUGGAGGAAAUCUUCCUGCACCCUGGCGAGUCCAUCAUCCAAGUCUCCGGGAAAUACAAAAGCUACGUCCGCAAACUUGUGUUCGUCACCGACAAGGGGCGCUACUUCCCUUUUGGGAAGGACACAGGCACCAGCUUCAACGCAGCUCCUCUCUUCCCAAACACCGUCCUGCGUUACUUCAGCGGCAGCUCUGGUUCAGUCAUUGACGCCAUCGGUUUCCACUGGGACUACUACCCCAGUGACUGCCCCUCCUGUGGAAAGUGA